GGCGGGGCUCCCGGCCGGGCCCAGUCAGUGAGUUGCCAGCGCUCGCAGCAGCCGCACGCGACCGCGAGUGCAUCAGUGCCCAUACACUACAAACACUGACACUCCGACCUUCAAUCCGUGAGAACGAGACAUCUAUAUCAGGUGGUGGUGCAUAGGAUGUGAAGUGGUGUCUUGGACAGUGCACACGCGCCGCCCACAGCGGUCAUGGCGACCCGGAGAUAGUGCCAGGUGGUGUCAGUGGGAGCGGGAGGAGCGGCGGCAUGCGCGUGGUGUUGGCAGCGCUGACGGCGCUGGCGGCGCGCGCGCUCGCCGGGCCGCACGAGCACCGCGCGCGCCACCACGCGCCCGAGCACGCCCCGCACUUCCCCGCGCCGGCGCCGCCGCAGCCCUACCGCGGCCACGGCGAGGCCGUGCGGUACAACCCCGAGCUCGACACGAUUCUACCUCGGCUCGAAGACCACGAAACUUCCUCCAAACACGCUAAGUUUGAAGACGCAGAAACUUCUUCCAAAAGAGCCAAGUAUGACGAAAGGUUUUAUUCUAACCAUGAGCGGGCCGACGAGGAACUCAUGGCCGACGAGCCGCAGCUCGGGCCAGAAGAUGAUGACCCUCUCGUCGUCCGCACUAGGAAGGGACGGGUGAGGGGCAUUACGCUGACUGCCGCUACAGGCAAGAAAGUUGACGCAUGGUUCGGCAUCCCUUAUGCCCAAAAACCUUUAGGUGACCUAAGGUUUAGACACCCCAGACCAGCAGAGAGCUGGGGUGAUGAGAUAUUAAAUACUACGACACUGCCACACUCAUGCGUCCAAAUUAUUGAUACUGUUUUUGGUGAUUUCCCCGGUGCAAUGAUGUGGAAUCCAAACACGGACAUGCAGGAAGACUGUCUCUUUAUAAACAUAGUGACACCAAGACCACGACCGAAGAACGCAGCUGUAAUGUUGUGGGUUUUCGGUGGUGGGUUUUACUCGGGCACUGCUACUUUAGAUGUCUAUGAUCCGAAAAUACUGGUGUCUGAGGAGAAAGUUGUGUAUGUUUCUAUGCAAUAUAGAGUAGCAUCUCUCGGUUUUCUAUUCUUCGACACCCCCGAUGUUCCAGGUAAUGCUGGUUUGUUUGAUCAAUUGAUGGCAUUGCAAUGGGUAAAAGAUAACAUUGCUUACUUCGGAGGGAAUCCCCAUAACAUAACGCUAUUCGGUGAGUCGGCUGGUGCGGUGUCAGUUUCCUUACAUUUGCUGUCACCUCUAUCAAGAAAUUUAUUCUCCCAAGCAAUCAUGCAGUCCGGCGCGGCCACUGCUCCUUGGGCUAUUAUAUCAAGAGAAGAGAGCAUAUUGCGAGGAAUUCGUUUAGCGGAAGCAGUCCACUGCCCGCACUCACGUACUGACAUGGGACCUAUGAUCGAGUGUCUUCGAAAGAAAAGUGCAGAUGAAUUAGUCAAUAACGAGUGGGGAACUCUAGGUAUAUGCGAAGUUCCAUUUGUCCCUAUCAUAGAUGGCUCCUUCUUAGACGAGUUGCCUGUACGAUCAUUAGCCCACCAAAACUUUAAGAAGACAAACCUUUUGAUGGGGUCUAACACAGAAGAGGGUUAUUAUUUCAUCUUGUAUUACUUGACUGAGCUGUUUCCUAAAGAGGAGAACGUUGGAAUAAAUAGAGAACAGUACCUACAAGCUGUGAAAGAAUUGAAUCCAUAUGUUAAUGACGUGGCGCGGCAAGCUAUUGUUUUCGAGUAUACAGAUUGGCUGAACCCAGAGGACCCUAUCAAGAACCGUAAUGCGUUAGACAAGAUGGUGGGAGACUACCACUUUACUUGCGGAGUCAAUGAAUUUGCGCAUCGUUACGCUGAAACUGGAAACAACGUCUUCACAUAUUAUUACAAGCAUCGCAGUAAGAAUAACCCCUGGCCGUCGUGGACGGGAGUGAUGCACGCUGAUGAAAUUAAUUACGUGUUCGGAGAGCCUCUGAACCCCGGAAAGAAUUAUUCUCCCGAAGAGGUGGAGUUUAGUAGACGUCUGAUGAGAUACUGGGCUAAUUUCGCGCGAAGCGGAAACCCAUCAAUAAAUCCAACUGGUGAAUCAACGAAGAUCCACUGGCCGGUCCACUCGGCCAUGGGUAGGGAGUACUUGUCCCUGGCUGUUAACUCCAGCUCCAUCGGUCACGGGCUUCGGGUCAAGGAGUGCGCCUUCUGGCAGAAGUACUUGCCUCAAUUGAUGGCUGCUACAGUGAAGCCAGAUCCGCCAAAGAACUGCACAAGCAGUGCAGCGCCAGUCAAGGGGUCCUAUGAGAUCUUCGGCAUCGGGGUGGUCAUCGCAACUGGCUUGGCCAAGACUUCCCUGUUCAAGUACAUCAUAUGAGUCUAUUGUGGUCUUCUUUGGUCUACUGCGGUCUACUGUGGUCUACUGUUGUCGGCUGUGGUCUACUGUGGUCUGCUGUAGUCCACUUUGUUGUUUCCUUUGCUUCGUCUAAUGCUUAUAUGUUAAAAAAUAUUGAUAUGGGUGUGAUGUUGCUUUGAGAUAUUUGAGGAACCAGUCUUCAGAGACAAUUUGCUAUUGAAGGACAAUAGAUUUAUUCAAAUAUAAAUUCGUGAAAGAACAACAUGAAGUUGAAAAACCUAAUUAUGAUGAACCUAAUGAAUUUGAAUGAACAGAAGAAACCCUCAAAAUAAAGGACUGAUAUGGUCAUUCCAAAAAUCUCCAAGCAGCAACACACCCAAAUGCAUUGUGUUCUAAUACAAAGGCGGCUAGGGUUGCAUAACUAAGAUAAUUACGUCGUCGUUUUAAUUGGUCUCGUCAUUUGUUUUCAAUUGAUAAAGACAGAAGACAUGAUUAUGAUAACUGCCUAUUAAGGUCUAUAAUCCAGAUAUUGUAUACAGUAUAUUGAUUUCUGAUUUUGAUAGAAGACAAACAAAAAAAUUGUACAUGUUUAUUAUUAACAAACUUAAAGUCCAAAGUGCAGUCACUAAUCGAAAAUCCUGAUUAUGACGUCGUUGUGAUUUUAGUUAAACAAUUUCAGUCGCCUCUAUUUAGUAAAGUUAGUAAUUAUUAUUAGUGAACAAAUUAUUCGUACAUUAUGUGUUACAGCCAAAAAAUAUUCUGGAAUAUUUUCUUAUUAAGUUAUUUUUAUAAAGUAGAGUAUUUUAGUUGUAAGCCACCUCGAGUGUUGAAUUGCUGAGUCCAUUAAUAUUCGUCUAGAUAUCUGUUAAGUUCAAUAGUUAAACGUAAGCGAUGUAACGUAUUGUUUAAAUUUUAAUGUUAUAUUUUAAAGGGAGUGAUUUCUCCAACUACAUAUCAAUUGUUAAUAACAAAUUAUAGAUUACUGGUAGUCGUAAUUUCGUCAUAGUGUAAGUAUCUACAUAUCUCUUGUAGGUUAAAGGAGUUUUGCCGUGUGGUGUGACGUUUCAUGAAAGGUCAACUUUGUCUUCAUAAUGCUAAGUGGCAAGUUUCCAAGUCUGCGGUGUGUUACGAAGUUCUGUGAAGGCGUAGAUAUGAGAAACUGAUUAAAAAUGUUAGCUUUAAAUCGCCUCUAACGCAAUACAUAUCACGCAAGGCAUAGAAAAAUUUAAGUUCAUUAUAGCCUUAGAUAGUAAGUUUAAUAUAAGCUAGAUCAUUUCACAACUCUGUAGCGGACCAAUAUUAGAAAGUUGUACGUGUUAUGACGGUUCGAAGUGAAGCAGUCGGUGGGAAUUAUGAGGUUCGUCGGACACAAACAAACUAACAAAAAGAAUAUGAAUUUAAGACUAUAGAAGCAAGUAAAACAAACGCAGCGGAUGAAACACAUAUAAGGAAAGAUAAAUUUCAAAAUGAUGUAAUAAAUAAACCAAUUGAUACAAUAGGAUAAACAGACGACGAAACUGCAAGGAAAGGUAAGUGUACAGAAUGUAGUAUACUGAACGUAUUAGAUGAUACAAAAAUUUAGUACAUUACGUUUAGGAUCGAUACAUCUAGCUUAGAGAUCGUAGUGCCAGCAGUUCAGCUUUCAAAUAUUGGUGGACGAUAGAUGAAUCUUUACAAUUCGAGAUUUAAGAUAAAUAUUACCUAGUACAAUACUGUAAGUUUUUUCGCGACAGCCGACUAGAAAACCGCAUACUUCAUUGAUGUAAAUAAAUGGGUGUUAGUAUUAUGUAGGGACUCGUGAUGCCCUUACUACUUUUUUUAAAGGGCAGUUCUGACGGGUGCCUAUAUUGUAUUUAUCGAAAAUAUUAACCUGUUGUGGAAGACGAUACCUAUGAGAUAUAGAUGCUAAAUGUAAUAUUUACGUAGUUUUGUGCUUCUGUUGUAUUAUUUUCAUAGGCUACGGUGGUAUAUUCGGAUGGACGGUGUCUUUAUUCGCUAUGUUAGUUAAUGUAUAGUAAUUCAUGUUUCUAGUUCCACAUUCGAUGUUUCACGGAUUACGCUUAUUCUAGAUCUGCGUAUAAACCUAUAGAGUGCCUCUUAUUCACUUUUAUAUAUAUUGAUACAUAGGUUAUACUGGUAGAUGUAGUACGCGUUAUUUCUCAAUGCACUGUUAUUUUUUUUCUUUAAUUAUUUUCUUGUUCAAAGCGUCGCGUAGUGCCAAAUGAGAUUGGAAAAUCUGAGAAGGGUAUAUAGGUUGAAUUUUGCUAUACAGAUUAAAAAAAAUGCUUAAACAAAUGCGAUAAAAAAGGAUUUCAUAAGUUUUUCUUUUGUUUCUGCAUUUGUAUAACGGUCGUUGACUUCCAAUUAUGGUGUGAAAACUAAUAAAGAGCUAAUUACACUGAUAAAAAGAAAUAUUUUGGUCAAAAUUACGCAAAGAAAUGGCGAUAAUAUGUAAGAGAGUCGUCGAUCGAUAGAAAUCAAAGAUAAAUAUUAUUUGCACCAAUUUGAUGUCUCAAACAGAUUAAAAAUAAACAUUAGUUUUUGCAACGUAAUUGUGUUAAUUAUUAUGAUACAAUAACAAAUUUAAAUCACAUGAUAUUGCUAAGACAAUAAAAUAUAUUAUUCCAUUAUUUAUUGUAUUACCGUAAUUCUUUGGUCUAUUAAAAUAGCUGAUCCUGAGUCACGUGACAAUGAAUUUUACAGAACAUAAGUUGCGUGCAAAUGUUUGAGCGAAAGUGCAUUUUUUUUGUGAAUUAUACAAUAGUGACAUACUCGUAUACAUUAAUAUUUUUAUAAUUUAACCUUUUUGUCUUCCUUUUAUUUCUUGUGAGUAUAUCUUAAAUUCUCGCUAAGUGAUUUAUUUUAUAGUAAAAAUAUUUUUUAAAGUAUAUACUGUUGUUCUUUUUGUUGUAUAAUUUAAGUGAAAAACAGACAUCGACAAAACACUAUCGACGUAAUGUUCUGUGAAAUUCGAAUAGCGUGAUAAUUCCGUUGCUCCUAAUCCACUGCCUCUUUGCUUGGGUACUCCGCUUGGCUAUAAUAUUAAAUGUAUAAUAAAUAAUCAAUGUAUUACAAAUGGCCUAAUGUAGGAGGUAUGACGUCAAGGCCUACGACAAUUUUCCGUAUUCUUAUUUUAAAUUGAAAGUUAUCUUUUUUCGAUUCUAAUAGCGAUUCAAGUAAGUUAAAUAACAUUAGUGCUAUGAUUGCAUUAUUGAAUGUUUGCAAAGUUUGUGUUUAAUUAUAAAAAUAAAUGCUUGUAUAUAA
Trichoplusia ni (cabbage looper) is the source of this 5588-nucleotide messenger RNA. It is a transcript of the gene ace1, whose product is annotated as acetylcholinesterase-like. Gene Ontology annotation, molecular function: acetylcholinesterase activity. Gene Ontology annotation, cellular component: plasma membrane. Gene Ontology annotation, biological process: acetylcholine catabolic process; choline metabolic process. The coding region runs from base 261 to 2345 and encodes 694 amino acids. The record is from RefSeq and is a predicted model, not a curated record. Lineage: Eukaryota; Metazoa; Arthropoda; Insecta; Lepidoptera; Noctuidae. The transcript is spliced from 5 exons.